Pediculus humanus corporis (human body louse) is the source of this 501-nucleotide messenger RNA. RefSeq lists its product as uncharacterized. The transcript has 4 exons. The record is from RefSeq and is a predicted model, not a curated record. Bases 1 to 501 code for a protein of 166 amino acids. Lineage: Eukaryota; Metazoa; Arthropoda; Insecta; Psocodea; Pediculidae.
AUGUCGGAUUUAAGUAAUGAAGAAAAUGAAAUUUUGUUAUUACAUACAAAAGGAAACUGGAAUGAGAUACUCGAUAAAUUUGACAGAAAUAAAUUUUUACCAUGGAUUUGGCCGAGUUUAGAAAAUUUAUUUUUUAUACAAAAAUAUGUUCGAGAUCAAGGAUCUGAUUCGCUUAUUAGCGUCGGUUGUGGCUCUGGAUUAUUUGAAUGGCUUUUAAUAAUGGCAACUGGAUUAAAUGUAGUUGGUAUAGAACUUGAUGGAACAUGUUGGACUACAAAAUACUUUUCUGGAAGUUUCAUACCACUUCAUCUAGUUAGUGAAAAUUCAAAAGGAUAUUUUCCUAUCAAAACUGAUAAUUCCACUUUAUUAUUUUGUUAUUUCAACAAUUUGAAUGCUUUUUUAAACUACAUGCAUAAUUUCAAUGGAAAUUCUUUAAUAAGAAACUUUUAUGUUCAAUUAUCAAAUGAAUGCUUCUUAACAAAAGUUGUAGGAAACACAUAA